UCCAUCUACCGCACGAACCCGCGAAUCAAACCAAUAACUCAAUUCCACCACCACCACCACCAUCUAGACCAACCACCAACCGGUAAUGGCAUCAAAACACCCCCACCAAUCCACCACCGCCCCCCCACUCCCCCCGAACCAAACCCUCUACGUUCAAAACCUCAACGACAAAGUCCGCAAACAGGACCUGCGCACUGAGCUGUACACCCUCUUCUCCACCUACGGCGUGGUCCUAGACGUGAACGCGCUUAAGACCAUGAAGGGCCGCGGACAGGCACACAUCGCCUUCAGAGACGUGGCGGCAGCGACGCAGGCGAUGCGCGCGCUGCAGGGCUUCGAGUUCUUUGGGAAGGAAAUGAGGAUAUUCUACGGGAAAGGUAAAUCGCAUGCUGUUUCGAAAUUGGAUGGGACGUAUAGUAUGGCUGCAGCUGGGGCUGGGGUUAAGAGGCAGAGGGAUGAGGAGAGUGACGAAGACGAAGGGGAGGAAAUGGAUGUUGAGGAUGAUGAUGAUUGAUUAAAUGCCUUUCUUUUCUUUUCUUUUCUUACGGUUAGAUGAUCGCUUUGACGUAUUGAUAUCGUACUUGCUGAAAACAUAAAGCGGCUUUUCUUUUCUUUUCUUUUCUUUUUGUUUCCCCUUUUUUCUUUCCCUUUUAUAGCCAAUAGGAUUGGAUGGGUGGAUGGGCGAAUGGAUUUAUGCAUGGGAAGUUGUAUUAAUAUGGGGAGGGAGUAUGAUAAUGUGCUUGCUUGA
Messenger RNA from Tuber melanosporum (Perigord truffle), 748 nucleotides. RefSeq lists its product as uncharacterized. The record is from RefSeq and is a predicted model, not a curated record. Gene Ontology annotation, molecular function: U12 snRNA binding; pre-mRNA intronic binding. Bases 86 to 514 code for a protein of 142 amino acids. Gene Ontology annotation, biological process: mRNA splicing, via spliceosome. NCBI's taxonomy places the organism in Eukaryota, Fungi, Ascomycota, Pezizomycetes, Pezizales, Tuberaceae. Gene Ontology annotation, cellular component: U12-type spliceosomal complex. The transcript has 4 exons.